Molecule: messenger RNA, 3275 nt
Organism: Trachemys scripta elegans
Lineage: Eukaryota; Metazoa; Chordata; Testudines; Emydidae
Product: zinc finger protein 628-like
Exons: 3
Coding region: 78-1511 (477 amino acids)
Biological process (GO): regulation of transcription by RNA polymerase II
Molecular function (GO): DNA-binding transcription factor activity, RNA polymerase II-specific; RNA polymerase II cis-regulatory region sequence-specific DNA binding
Source: RefSeq, a predicted model, not a curated record
GCCCGGGGCUGGGGGAGGCCGGGGGCGGUGCUGAGCCGGGCCAGGGGUUGGGAAGCAGCCCGGAGACCCCAGCCACCAUGAAGGGGCAGCGCAGGCUGGUGGGGGAGCCCCUGGAGAUCCAGGUUGUGAGGGUGAAGGAGGAAGAGGAGGAGGAAGGAAGUGGGUGCCCCGAGUACGUCUUGGAGCCGCUGUGCCAGGAGGGGGCCAGUGGCCUCGUCACCCGCUGCCACGCCCGCCUGGGGCCACGCCCGGUCCUUGCCCAGCCCUCCCUGCCGGCAGUGCCCCCACAGCCCCGUGCCGGGCGGGAAACCGCCCCCCCGGCUAAGCCCUAUGCCUGCUCUUUCUGCCCCAAGCACUUCAAGCGCUCCUCGGACCGGCGGGACCACGAGCGGGUGCACACGGGCGAGCGCCCCUACCGCUGCCGGGUGUGCGGCAAGCGCUUCACCCAGUCCUCGGUGCUGACCGGCCACAUGCGCAUCCACACGGGCGAGCGCCCCUUCUGCUGCCCCGUUUGCGCCAAGAGCUUCAACAACGCCUCCAACUUCAAGAAACACCAGCGCAUCCACGCCCAGCCCCUGGGCAGCGAAAUCGGCUGCCCUCCCGCCCCCCUGAGCCAGCGGGACACUGGUGGGGGUGCCAAGGACCUGGCGCGAGACAGCGGUGGUGACGCCAAGGGGCUGGCACUAACAUGGGUGCCCCUGGGGUCCUCUGCCAAAGGCCCCAGGCCUGACUUCCUGGCUAACGGUGUGUGCCCGGUGGCGGUGGGGCUGGCGGAAAGCCGGUGCCCCGGGGCAUGGCGGUGUCUGGCAGUGGAGCGAGAUGCAGAGCAGGGCUCCCCUGUCCCUGGCACGGGUGCCCGGCUGUCCCCCGGUGACUUGGGCUGCGGGGAAGCUGGCGAUGGAGGAAGAGCAGCUGAGGAAGAGGAGGGUGGUAGUGCUCGCUGCUUCUUGCUGGAAAAGCUGGACCGGGCGCCCCAAUUGUGCCCAAGCCCUGAUGCCCACGAGCUGGGUGUGCCAGUCCAUGCCCCUCCCUGGGGCCUUAGCCCUGCUGUUCCUGGACAGGGCAAGCUGGUCCAUGCCACUCCCUGGCGCCCGAGCCCCAGUGCCCAUUCCCCACGUGGCAGGCCGCCCGCCCCCCUGCCCGAUGCCCAGCAAUACAUCUGCUUCGUGUGCUCCAAGCGUUUCAAGCGGGCCACGGACCUGAAGGAGCACCUGCGGGUGCACACGGGCGAGCGCCCCUUCGCCUGCGGGGUCUGCAGCAAGCGCUUCACCCAGUCCUCGGCCCUGUCCACCCACCAGCGCAUCCACACGGGCGAGCGCCCCUUCCGCUGCCCCGUCUGCCCCAAGAGCUUCAACAACGCCUCCAACUUCGCCAAGCACCGGCGGGUGCACUCGGGGGAGCGCCCCCACCGCUGCGCCCUGUGCGGAAAGAGCUUCCAGGAGCGCCGGUGGGUGGUCCGGCACCUCCGGGCCGUGCACCCGCCGCUGGGAUAUCGGAAGAACCAAUACUGACCAACUGUUCAAAUUUCCAGCCAUGGUGGAGACCGUUCGGGUGAGCUCCUCCUCCGGACACUGCAGCACCCUGUACACGUGUUUGACUGGCACCUGUGAGUCAUUUAAAGCUUGGCUGAUGAGUUUUUUCACUUUUUGGGGGGUGGAAGAAAACCAUAGCAGUGCACAGUUGGUGAGUAUUUUUCACCGGCACGGCAAACAUUUCCCACGCGUGUGGCACGUUUUUUUGUGAUUUCCCCCCUCUCACACACACCUUUUUCUCCAGGAGGUUUUUGUAGAUUCCAAGGCCAGAACUGACGUCUGUGAUCAGCGAAUCUGACCCCCCCGUAGAGCCCUAGGCCAGAGACGAGCCCCGAAAGACUCCCCAGAGCAGCUGUUAGAAAACCAGCCAAUCUGGAUUUAACAAUUGUCAGUGAUGGAGAAUCCGCCAUGACCCUGGGGGAAUUGUUCUGAGGGUUAAUUACACUCACCAUUGAAAAUGUACUCCUUAUUUUCCGGUCGGAAUUUGUCUAAUGUUAGCUUCCAGCCAUUGGACGCUGUUAGACCUCCCUGUGCUGGAUUGAAGAGCUGGUUAGUAUAUAUUUGUUCCCCAGGGAGGUACUGAUCGCCAGGGAACAAGUCACCCCUCUUCUCUCUGUGAAGCUAACAAGAUCGAGCUCCUGGAGUCUCUCCCUCUCAGGCGGGUUUUCUCACCCUUUAGCCGUUCUCCCGGCUCUGCUCUGACCCCUCUCCGAUUCAUCACCAUCCUUCCUGAAUGGUGGGACCAGAACUGGACACGGGAUCCCAGCAGCAGUCGCCCACAGGGCCAGAUCCAGGGGUAAAACUCUGCGCCUACGUGAGACUGUGACCCUCAGAACUGGCUCACGCGUAAAGUGAGGCCGAUGGGCGAGAGCAGCUGAAAUACCUUGGCGCCGCUGGGCCCCAAUCCUUAAUUCCGCAGCCCGGGAUUGAGUUUUCUCAGUGCUCCACAAACCCAACGACGCGGCUCGGCUUCCUCGCCCUUCGGCUUGAUCCCGCCUAGAAACUUGACCUCGGGAGUUUGAAAGGAUCUGCCCAAGUGCCCCCGUCCUUCCCUUCCUCCAGGGCUGCGGUUUCACAGCUUUCCUCCUCCUGAGACUCGCCAGGGAAGAACGUCUCUGGGGGCGAGAUUUCUGCUAGCAGAGGGACCCAGUUCAGCAGGGCGGAAGCCAGAGACAUUCAGGCUUAGAAAUAAGGGGCGUGUUUUUCACAGGGUGGGGGGAAUUCAGCACUGGGGCAGCUCAUCAGAGGAGAGGGUGGCAUCUCCACCAGCAGGAGGCGCUAAAUCAAGCUUGGCGCUAGCUCGACGAUCAGAUAUGGGCUGGCUGCAGGGAGCUCGGAGUGGCAAUUCUCUGGCCUGGGAGGACCUGCGUGGUCCUACAUCUAGGCUGGGAGUUUCUGAAGGCACCAGCUCCAGCUCCCUUGGGGAGACGCCGAACUCAGCAUCGCAUUUGUCGCCCACGUCACCAGCUGUUCGUGCCACCAUGAAGUCCCUCUCUGGUCCCAACAGCCACGUGCCCCUCGCCUUGUCCCGUCGCAGCGCAUGGGCCUGGUACCAGCGAGGCGUCCCCUCGGCCCGUGGAAGGCGGACACCGCCGAGGGAGUUACCGGUGGCUGUGGGCGGGUGGGGGCUAAAUUCCCUGGCCGUGGGCGGGAUCUCUCUGCUUGUAGCAGGCGCCUGGGAUAGUUUCAGCCUCACGGAUCCAUCCCCGGAGCCCUUCUAUUAAAUCCCGUUGGCAGAUCACA